CUUGAGGAUAUUGAAUUGGUAAUAAAUUCACUUUGAAAAGAGGAGAGUGGGGAAAAUGGAAAACAAUCCAGGGGAGAAAGAGAGCAUCACCCUGCCAGAGGUCAGACUCAUCCUGAUUGGUGGGAGAUGGGCUGGCAAGAGUUCGUCUGCCAACACUAUACUGAGAAGGGAAAGGUUUGAGUGUGGCCGAACCAGAACAGCCCAGUCUGAGGUUAGACAUGAAAUAGUGGAGGGCAGGAAGCUCAUUGUGGUGGACGCUCCAGGAUGGAACAGCUCUCUCUCCCUCAAACACAUCCCAGAAUGGAACAAGCAACGGUUUAAACUGAACCUGUCCAGGUGUCCGCCCGGACCACAGGUUUUUCUCCUUGCAAUCCCGAUAGAUUCAGCUUUCUCUGUGGCGCAGAAGAGGAUCGUGGAGGAGCACAUGAAGCUCCUGGGGGAGCAGGUGUGGAGAUACACCAUGGUGCUGUUCACCUGUGGGGAUUACCUUGGAGGGAAGACGAUAGAGCAGCACAUAGAGAGCGAGGGAGAUGCACUCAAGUGGUUAAUAGAAAGGUGCAAGAACAGGUACCACGUGAUUAAUAACAAGGAAAAAAGCAACUCAUCUCAGGUCACACUGCUGCUGCAGAAGAUAGAUGAAAUUGUCAGUGACAACAAUGGCUCCUACUAUGAGGUAGAUGAACAGACUUUGACCAUCAUUGAAAAGAAGCAACGAGAGGUAGCUGAAAGGGCGGAAAGGAGACGGAGGAGGGCCGAGGAACAAAGACAACAAAUGACAACACUCAUUCCAGAGGAGAUGAAACCUUCAACACUCAAGAUGAUUCUCUUGGGAAGCCGCAACGUUGGGAAAACCUCGGUGGUGAACACCAUCUUGGGAAUCAAAGAGCAAGACGGGAAAAGAACUGCACACUCAGUGAUCCGGCAGGGUUCUGUUGGUAAAACUGAAAUAACUCUUGUGGACACACCGGGUUGGUGGAAAGGUUUCCCUGCCUUUGACACUCCUGAGGCAAUCAAAGAGGAACUGGUGCGCAGCAUGUUUCUCUGCCCCCCUGGGCCCCACGUCUUCCUGGUGGUGAUAGAUGCAGAUGCAUCCUUCAAUGCCAAACACUUAGACGCCUUGAGAACACACGUGGAGCUUCUCGGGGAAGGAGUGUGGAGACACUCUAUAGUAGUUUUCACCAGAGGAGACUGGCUGGGAUCAAGCUCCAUAGAGGAGUACAUCGAAGGGGAGGGAGAGGCCUUACAGUCUCUGGUUGAACAAUGUGGAAACAGAUAUCACGUCAUCGAUAACAAGAAUACUGACAGUGGUACUCAAAUCACAGAGCUGCUGGAGAAAAUCACUGCGACUGUCGCGGGAAAUAGUUGGGGCCAUUUUGUCCCUGAUGAGCAGAAAUUUAAGACUAUUGAAGACAGAAGAAGAAGAGUGGAGGAAAGAGCAAGACUCAGGGAAAGUCAAGUCAUGGCCAAAAGAAAAACCCUCAGAGGUCCCAGACACCAGUUACAGGAGCUGAGGAUAGUGAUGAUUGGUCAGAAGACGUCUGGAAAGACUGCAACAGGAAAUACCCUCCUGCAUAAAGAAGUGUUUCCCACCUGUCAGACUGAAAACUGUCAAGUGGAUCAAGGGGAAGUUGCUGGCAGGAGGAUCACAGUGAUCGACACCCCGGGCUGGUGGGGUGAGUCCUCCCGCUGCACUGAAGACACUGACAAAGAAAUUGCCAGAGGUCUUUCACUGAGCCCAUUAGGGUUUCAUGCUGUUCUGCUGGUCAUUCCCUUGGACCUGGCCUUCAGCAAGGUUCAGAAGAUCGCUCUGGAGGAACACAUGAACCUUUUAGAUGCCAGUGUCUGGAAACACACAAUGGUCCUGUUCACAUGUGGAGACAAGCUGGCAGAUAAAUCUGUAGAGGAGCACAUUGAGAGGGAGCCUGGUGCUCUAUACUGGUUGGUAGACAAGUGUGAGAACAAGUACCAUGUCAUGAACAAUAUGAAGAAAGCUAAUAUGAGUCAGGUCACCGAGCUGUUUGAGAAGAUAGAGGAAAUGGUGGCAGGGAACAAUGGCCGACUCUUCUGCCCCAACAUGAGGGACGUCCACCUGAGAAUUGACGAUAAGUUCAAGAGGAGGCAGGUCAAACACGUGCUGAGGCAACGACUGGAGAAGGAGUACAGGAGGAGAGAGCUGGAGCUGAUGCUGGGCUUCAAGGAAAAACUGCUUGAGCUGCAAGCUGAGAUCAGGGGAAGUGAGACCAGCACUAAACCCAAGUCACUGAUUGGUGACACAAACAAAUUUAAAAUCUGGGGUAUUGGUCAAAAGAAGAAGGAUGGAAAGGAGAAGGAGGAAAUCAUAGAUGCGAAAAUCAGCCAGGAAAUUGAAAACCUGGAUAAAAGCAUACUGAGAUCCACAGUUGAUCUUCAGAGCAGCAUGGAAUUGUUGUUUCCUGACUUGAGAGGAGAAAGUCCAGCACCGUCUGUUGCUGAGUCUUUACCAGGCAAGAGGAACUCCAACAGCAACUUUGACAAAGUCCUGGGUUGGCUGUCGACACUCCAGAUCAGCACAAAUCUAGAGAACAACCUGACCUUCAACUCCUCUCAGACCUCAGGGUACGGAUCCGUGCUACCACAUGACGACUUGGACUUCAACACAGAAGCUGAUAUUCUUCAAUGAAUAGUCUCAACAGACUGACAUAUAAGAAAAUGCAUUUUACGAGUGGGGAAUUUGCACUCAGGGAAUUUUUAGUGGUGUGAAAAAGUUGAAGGGUAUGCUUUCAAUAUUAUGGAAGAAUCGAUAUUAUGAAAUCAUUAUAUAAUACAGUACUCUGGGGCAGUGAUGGACUAAAGGUCAGAAACCUACGCCCCACUAUAGCUGCUCAGUGGCCACAAGAUCAGACUGUGACUGUACUGGGCAGCUUCAGGUGUGAAUGUGUGUAAUUGUAAGAGAGUGAAGUAGAGUGUCCCGGUAAAAUAGCAUUUGUACUCAGCCGACCUGAGCUGAUACAGGUUUAAGUUUUUGUUAUAUAUCAAUGUAAAACACUAUAAGAUAUACUGCACUUGUAGUAUGCUAUAAGUGAAUUCAAUGCAACCUUAUAAGCUUAUAUUGAAG
This is a messenger RNA of Seriola dumerili (greater amberjack), 3094 nucleotides long. RefSeq names its product GTPase IMAP family member 8-like. Lineage: Eukaryota; Metazoa; Chordata; Actinopteri; Carangiformes; Carangidae. Bases 56 to 2659 code for a protein of 867 amino acids. The transcript has 6 exons. The record is from RefSeq and is a predicted model, not a curated record. Gene Ontology annotation, molecular function: GTP binding.